AAGGUUUGGCAAUCUCGUGCCAAUUAAAGGCGAGGAUGACUACCAGAACGACUGUUGCUGAAACUACAAGUAGAAGUAUCAAUUCAAAGACAAAGAGCAAUGCUGAUAAUAUUGACAUUACGAACGAGGAAUAUCGUGUCUCGAAGUCACGUUAUUGCUACAGAGAGAAAUGGGCAUGGGUUCAGAUGAUUUUGAUCAUAUUUCUUGAAAAACUGUUUGAAAUAUCUGCUAUCUUCAUUUCGCGUCGACCUUUACGAGUAAUAUUUUGUUGUCUCCUUGUCACAAUUGGCCUAACGUGUGGUUUUGUAAUGUUAAAAGUUGACAAAAAUGUGAAAUAUUUGUACCUACCCGAGAACAGUGAAGCAUCACAGGAUAUAAAAGAGGCGAAAAGUCUAGGGUUUGAACUCGAAGUACGACAAGAAGAAGUGGUUAUUUUGCCUAAACAUGACAAAUCCGUUCUGUCGCAAGAAUGUUAGGCAGAAAUGAUCGAUUUACACAACAUUAUUACAGAUAUAGAUCACUACGACGAACACUGUUAUAGGAAAAACUUGAAUAGAAGUUGUGCCUCAACAAACCUGUUAGAAGUUUUCGAUUAUCAAAAGGAAAACUUGAUUGCCAAUAUUACACAACGUAUCCAGACCGUUCUACAAAACGAUGCUUUUCUUAUGGCCAAUGGCAGAAGACUCGUCGAUAAUUUUAAUAAAAUGUUUGGAAAUAAUGCCUCCGACGAUUCACUUCAUUCCACAAAUGCGCUGAGAAUGGUUUACUAUAUGAAAGAAUAUGAUAGAGAUGGAGAGGAGAAGAAGAGCAUUUUGGAUUGGGAAAGUAUUUUCCUGAAAAAAGUAUCAUCAUUUUCAGAAAACACUACCUGUGCGAAUAUUUUUUAUGCUGCAGAAAGAAGCUUGGACGACUCUGUAUCAGAAAGUACUGGUUCUGAUAUUAAGUUUUUCGCAGAAACAUUUGUGACCCUCCAUGGGAAAACAAACAUUGACGCUUUUCCGUUUAAAUGGGCAAAAAAACGGAUUACAAACGGCUAGUAAACGGAUGCCGUAAAGCGUUUUCACGCUUCGUUAAAACGUUAAAACGGUUCGAUGAAAAAAUUUAACGCUUUCAAGAAAGCGUUUUUACGCUUUGGAGAAAGCGUUUGGACGGAUACGAAU
Dendronephthya gigantea is the source of this 1160-nucleotide messenger RNA. RefSeq lists its product as uncharacterized. Bases 36 to 476 code for a protein of 146 amino acids. Lineage: Eukaryota; Metazoa; Cnidaria; Anthozoa; Malacalcyonacea; Nephtheidae. The record is from RefSeq and is a predicted model, not a curated record. The transcript has 2 exons.